GAUCUGACACACGUGUACGGUUCACACUCAAGUAAAACAUGCCGUUCAUCCUCUACUCCUUUGUUGCAGAGGGGGCAAAGCCUGGCAUUUCUAGGUAAAUGGCGGUCUCUAUUCAGCAAAGCCGAAACCUCAUAAGGAAUCUGUGUGCUUCAAAAGGGAUACAACAGUGAGCGUAGGGUGGGUGCAUGGGUGGCGCCGCUCGCUCAAAACUAAGCCCCAUCCAGUGCUUGUAUUUGGACACGGCGUGUGCAUUGCGGAGUUAUAAGGGUCACUCGGGGGCACAGCCGGGCGUCCAAAGUCCAAACCUUCCCAUAUGCCCUCAUAUGUCAUCCUUUGCGGCGGCAUUGGCCCUUCUUCCCGCUGGCUGGGCUGCCGCCGCGCGUGCGGCCCAGCUGGCUCGGGGGCCUGCCGCCGCGCUGCCGCUCCCGGCGGCCGACAUCGCGGGGACCGUGCUACAAAUGACUCCACAGUUAGCCGCCCUGAAGGCUAAGCAUCUGCAGUAUCACAGUAUGUGUGCGACGCGGGUGUGUCGGGGGUGGAGGCUGCCCUGGCGGCGGGGGCCUUCGUGUGCACCUUGGCCCGCUUGUGGUCGCUGAAAUGGGAGAAUCAUCACAAAGAAGCACUGUGGCGUGUGGCCGCCAACGCUUGCUGGGCGUUUCCACGGCAUGCUAGCGAGCGUGCGCGCGGCGUUGCUGUUGACCCGUGUUGGGCGUGUGGGGUUGACAUGCAGGAUGGGGACCGGCGUCACUGGUUUUGGGACUGCACUGUGGCGCUGUCCCUGCGGGAAAACAUGGGAAUGGCUAUGGGUUUUAUGCCAGAGGAUGCUCUAAGUGCCUUCUCUCGUGAGGAGUUGUGGUUAGUGCGCCCGCCUGCGGGGCUUGCGCCACCUGUGUGGGAUGUGGUGUGUCUCGCUGCUAUGUCUGCCCUGGACUUUGGUCGGCAGCGUGUGGUUAUGGCCGGGCUGGCGGCGCGAGCGAAGCUGCCGUCGGCCCGGGUGCUGAGCAUUGGACUUGCCGUCGUAGCUGACUUCUGGGGUCGGCUCCAGACGUUUGUGACUUUGGGUAUCAGGCCAAAGGGUUGGGACGCUGUGCCGUCUGCGCAUCCUUUCAUCUCUCGGGCUGUUGGUGACGGCAUGGUUUUGCGCUUGCCGUAUGACGCUGAUUCCCCGCCUCCCUCGCCGUGAGAGGUUGUGCGUGGUUGGUGGCUUUGUGUGUGGGCAGGAUGCACGUGUGGGCGACCGUUCUAGUACCUGGACGCUUGCGCCCUAGUUAGUGCGUGCGCUGUGCGUGUGUCCUGCGGCCUAGACGUUUCCCGGCACUGCUGUGCCUAGGCUUGUGGCGUUGAGGCACAGCGGUGGGGCUCUGGCGGGUUGAGGCUUGGCUAGGACUCACUGUGCGCGGAGUCACACGGACUUUGCCCGCGGGAGGGUUUGCAGCAAAGUCGGGGUUGGUGGAGUCAAGUUGGGCCCUGAUAGCAUGUGAUGGCUCGGCGUCUUCGGGUGCUGGGACUGUCCCCUCUGUAACAUCCGCAUUCUUAUGCUAAUAUAUGUUAUUGUGCAAGCGAUGAUGCGGCUUGAUGCGGUGAUGCGGUUUGUGGCCGAAAGAGGGCCUUGUAAACCAGAAGAAAG
This is a messenger RNA of Chlamydomonas reinhardtii, 1627 nucleotides long. RefSeq lists its product as uncharacterized. Lineage: Eukaryota; Viridiplantae; Chlorophyta; Chlorophyceae; Chlamydomonadales; Chlamydomonadaceae. The transcript is spliced from 2 exons. The record is from RefSeq and is a predicted model, not a curated record. The coding region runs from base 314 to 490 and encodes 58 amino acids.